Macrosteles quadrilineatus (aster leafhopper) is the source of this 439-nucleotide messenger RNA. RefSeq lists its product as uncharacterized. The coding region runs from base 92 to 439 and encodes 115 amino acids. Lineage: Eukaryota; Metazoa; Arthropoda; Insecta; Hemiptera; Cicadellidae. The record is from RefSeq and is a predicted model, not a curated record. The transcript has 7 exons.
GCUACAACAAGAGACUGUUGCAAAGGAGAAAAUACCAUGAGAAGAAUUUGGAAAAUUUCAGUUGAUAAAUGUUCAAAUACCGAACACUCUAAUGGAUGACAAAAAACCUGGAAGUGGCACUUGGCGAAAUUAUGCUGGAGGAAAAUUGGCUUGGCAGGUGGGAUAUGACUGGAUACAAUCACAGGAACAAUUUCUCAAUCGAAAGGAAAUCUACAAGGGCAAAGAAGUUGCACUUCAUAUUGAUCAUGGUUUCUUUAACGGAAGAAAAGAAGACGUAGAACUAAACGCAAUAAUGAUUAAGGCUGCAGCCGAAUUUGCCAGACACAACGUACACAAUGGCAUUGUUUUAGCUCAAUAUGCUGGCGUCCUUGUUACAGAACGAUUGGAUCCCAUGACAAAAGAAAUCCUUGAUAGACCUGGACGCUUUUUUUUAUUUUGA